AUGUCCUACCGGCCAGGUGGGAAGUGGAGAGCGCGUGGUGCGCGGUGCGGGGGGAUGCCCGUGCGCAAGGGGCUGCUCGCGCCCCAGAACACCUUCCUCGAUACUAUCGCCACACGCUUCGAUGGCACACACAGCAACUUCGUCUUGGGCAAUGCGCAAGUGCCGUCAUACCCGAUUGUGUAUUGUUCGGAUGGAUUCUGCGAGCUGACAGGAUGGGCGCGCGCGCAUAUCAUGCAAAAGGGCUGCGCGUGUAAAUUCCUACAUGGACCAGACACAAGAGAUGAACAUCGGCAAGAGAUCGAUUCGGCGCUUGAAUCCAAACAUGAACUUAAACUGGAGCUCAUAUUUUAUAAGAAAAGCGGCUCUCCAUUUUGGUGUUUGCUCGACAUCGUUCCAAUUAAAAAUGAGAAACGAGAAGUGGUUUUAUUCCUCGCCUCCUUCAAGGAUAUCACCAACACCAAGAUGGCCGCCAUGAACACUAAUGAGAACUUUGACAGCGGAGCCGCGGUGCGGCCUUCGGCUGGCGUGGUCACUCUAGCGUUAUCCCCAUUUGUACCCGCAGCGGCACUCUUGGGCGCCCGGUUCCGCGCUGAAUCUAGUUGCCUACUUCCAGACCCGAAUGGCAAUCUUGAUCCUGAAGCGCCGUCGCCCGCUAACAUGGGCAGGCGACGUUCUAGGGCGGUACUAUACCAGCUUUCAGGACACUAUAAACCAGAUAAAAUGAAGACUAAACUAAAACUCAACAAUGUUAGUAAGAAUCUUUUGCACUCAUCAGACCCUCCGCUGCCCGAGUACAAAACAUCGGCGCUCAAAAGGUCGAGAUUAAUAAUAUCACACUAUGGAGUAUUUAAGACAUUUUGGGACUGGCUUAUCCUUAUAGCUACAUUCUACGUGGCUGUGGUGGUACCCUAUAACGCUAGUUUCGUAGACCCAGGACAUCCUAGAAUAAGCGUUACUAGUGACGUCGUUGUGGAAGCGCUCUUCAUAAUCGAUAUAGUGCUUAAUUUCCGAACAACAUUCGUAAGUAAGAAAGGUGAAGUAGUGUCUGAUUCUAAGGCCAUAGCCCUUAAUUACAUCCGGAGUUGGUUUGUGGUGGAUCUGCUGGCUGCACUCCCGUUUGACCUACUUUACGCAUCUGACGUAUAUAGCGGAGCGGAGUCGACGCAUGGCAACGUCCAUUUGGUAAAAUUAACAAGACUGCUGCGACUCGCCCGGCUGUUGCAGAAAAUGGAUCGAUACUCACAGUACUCGGCUUUGAUACUGACGCUGUUAAUGCUCUCUUUCACUUUACUCGCCCAUUGGCUGGCUUGCAUUUGGUUUAUUAUAGCUGACAAAGAAAUCGAAAUCCAUAAAGACGAAGUCUGGGAUUUAGGAUGGAUAAACGCCUUGGCGGAAAGGCUAAAGGUACCCAUACCGAAUAUAUCGCAUAGUGAGAGCUAUGUGACAGCGCUAUAUUUCACCUGUUCCUCGCUAACAAGCGUCGGCUUCGGCAACGUUUCUGCCAAUACCUUGGCCGAAAAAAUAUUUAGUAUUAUCACUAUGCUGAUUGGAGCACUCAUGCACGCUGUGGUUUUUGGUAAUGUAACCGCAAUAAUUCAACGGAUGUACUCCCGACGGUCUAUGUAUCAGAGCAAGUGGCGUGAUCUGAAAGACUUCCUGUCGAUAAACCAAGUCCCAAAAGAGUUGAAGCAGCGUAUGGAAGAUUACUUCCAAACUAUGUGGUCUUUAAACCACGGUAUUGACAUACACGAGACGCUGAAAGAAUUUCCUGAGGAGUUAAGAGGCGACGUGUCACUACAUCUGCACCGUGAGAUAUUAUCCCUUCCUAUAUUUGAAUCGGCAUCUCAGGGAUGCCUGAAACUUCUAUCCUUACAUAUCCGGAACAAUUUCUGCGCCCCUGGCGAGUAUCUCGUCCACAAAGGGGAUGCCCUGACAUACGUUUACUAUAUAUGCAAUGGAUCAAUGGAAGUGAUGCAAAAUGAGAUGGUUGUUGCUAUAUUAGGUAAGGGAGAUUUGGUGGGUUGCGACAUGAAUACGCAUUUACAAGCUUACAAUGGCUCGGGAACGGGUCAGAGUAAUAAUCCAGAUGUAGUCGUCAAAUCCAGCAGCGAUGUUAAGGCUCUUACGUAUUGUGACUUAAAAUGUAUACACAUGGGCGGUUUGGCUGAAGCCUUGCGAUUGUACCCUGAGUACCAGCAAGAAUUCAUUCACGAUAUCCAACAUGAUCUAACUUACAACUUACGAGAAGGGUACGAGGCAGAACAAGAAUCUGAUGGGAACGGUCACCCCUCACUCACACUGCCAUCGAUAUCUGAAGAUGAUGAGAAUGCUGCAGAAGAUACAGCACUCUCUCCAAAGAAAACGCCAACGUCCAACACAAGUAGUCCACGUCAUGCAAAAUUCAGACUGGAAGGACAACGGCUUACACACCGAGAAUUACGUGAAAGAAUAGAAAGGCAACGCUCCGUAGCAACGCCUAAACUUAGUCGAACCGACUCCUUGGAAGGUCUAAAUUUAGAAGUGCACAAUACAAGAUCGUCGGUCGAUAGACUUGACACCCAAGUAUCAAGUUUGCAUCAUGAUGUAGCGGCGCUCAGUAUGGAGGUGCGUAACGCUAUACAAGCCUUACAAGAGAUGACAGGUCCUCCGCAAUGGCACGCAGCACAUUCCAAUCCAAAUCUACAAUGGAACACUCCACCAAAUCAGCUAGCUCGAAGCUGUAGCCAUCCUCCUGACGUAUUCUGCUGGGAUCAGGACAGACCACAGACACCGGAACGACCUAAAGUACACAGGAGUACACAAACUGAGCCAUUCCUACAUAGCGUUACGCAGUACAUCAUGGAACAUCCAGCAACUGUGAUGCUUCUCUUAGGCAUUGAUCCUAUGGCAAACCUCGGUCCUGUGAUUGCACCUACUGUCGAUUAUUAUGCAGAUACUCGCGGUAGGCGACCUAGCACACUUGAGCAAAUUGUAGAAUCUGAGCCAGGAAGUCAAACACCAUCGAGUACGACAAGCGAAAAGUUCGAACCGACAAAAAGCCCCAGCGACAGCACUAAAGACCUCGAGGUUCAUAUCGAUAUACCUUCGCCAGAGAAAGAGAACAAAAAUACACAUGCAAUUUUAAAACGCAAUCGCUAUUCAACGAGCGACUUGUGUGAAGAAUCUGAACGGUUGCUUGCGACAAAGUCAGCUCAUCCGAGCACACGCAGCCUGAAGUUUAACAUCAACAGUUAA
Molecule: messenger RNA, 3234 nt
Organism: Arctia plantaginis
Lineage: Eukaryota; Metazoa; Arthropoda; Insecta; Lepidoptera; Erebidae
Source: the annotation of a GenBank genome assembly